CACUUUUCAAAAAGAAUACCCUAAUUGCAUGCGAUCCCAAUUUCCAACUCAGUCAAACCUCUAACGGCUCCUUGGACUCCUUCAAGACACAGUGACAAGGGAACUGUACUGUGUCCUCUUUCCACUGUGGUUGGGAAUGCAAUCAGAGACAAAACAACAAUCAUGGAAACUUCACAUCAAUGCCAAAGCCAACAACUUCAACUUCAGACUCAGAUUUGCCGCCGCAACUCACAGAUACAAACCCACUUGGAACCUCUCAUUCUUCCGCCUCUCCAUUCUCCUCAUGCUUCCUAAAUUCGCCUUAUCAAUCACUUCACACCCCACAAACCCAACACACAAAAGAGGUUGCAUUGCAACCAAAUUCAUGAAAAUUGUCCACAUACUUCGACCUUGGUUGACCAAAAAGAAGGAACCACAUGUUCCAUGUCUGAAGAUUAAUGACCCAAUUCGCGUUGGCUUUUUUUGGGUUAUGGGGUUUCUAGCAUUUCUGGCUCAAUCUAUCUGCAAGAAUGGUCAUAGGGGAAUUGUGAUGCUUGCUUCUGUGGGGUCUUUGUUGGUUCUGUUCAGGAAAUUGAAGAUAGCAGAGCUUGUGAAUUUAGUAACAUUCUUCUUGGUGGUGGGAACAAUAUUUUAUUACCUGUUUUUUAAUUUUGAUUAUAGUUAUAAUAAUUAUUGGCAGUACAUGAGAAGGUCAUGGAGUAAAAUGGUUAGUCUCUAGUGUAUAUGUGUUCAUGUUCGGGAAGAAGGUUUUUAUAUAUGUCGUGUAUGUUGUGUUUCUGUCAUUGAUUCACAGAUCUGAUGUUCUUUUCAUUGAAUAUGGAUUUCAAAUUAUUUCUUUUUACUUGCAAUUCUUUGCAAUUUCCUGUUUCUGUUUUAAAGAUGAACAAUACAUUUACACAAACAUAGUGGGAGCUGUUGUGGAGCUAUGAUCAUAGCAUGAGCCCUUUAUACGAUUAUAUGUAGUUAAGGAACGUAUUGUGUUGUAUCUGUUCAUUCUCAACCUAGGUCUAGUGCUCACUCAAACACUGCUUAUUUUUCUUGUUUGUUUCAGUUUACUUUCUUAGGUUCUUAAAUUUGACCAAGCUAAUGUCACUUCAGUUCGUUUCAAUGAAUAGAUUUAGUUUCAUUACUGUUUUCAAGGUUAUCAAAUCAUUUGUUUUUUGUGCAACUUCUUUAAUUUAAAUUCAUUGAUGUUCACUAUUCUUUCUUUCCCCACGGAUAUUGUUAGGAAUUGACACUAGAUAACCUUGAAUUCAAGGACAAGGUAUGCCUCCAUGAACUACUGAUUACUGAUGAAUUUCUUGCUUCCCUAUUUCAUUCCCAUUCAUCUUAUUUAUACAAGCGAGUAAUUGUCUAAUAGUGUAGAAUAGAAAGCAUAAAGCACUAACAGAAAGCACAAAACACUAACAGAAUGGUAUAACAAACUGGUAUAACAGAAUCUUUUCUAACAAAUUCUGAUAUAGCCUAUCCUAUCACUAAGUGUUGAAAUGCUUCAAGUAAUUGGGUCUUGCUGUAAUCCUUUUGGGCCGUGUUGGCUUCUUCCUAUCAGAUUUUUUACUGUAUCUGCAUCUUUGCAUUUUAUUAGCACUAAUCUGUGUGAAGUGU
Molecule: messenger RNA, 1605 nt
Organism: Glycine soja
Lineage: Eukaryota; Viridiplantae; Streptophyta; Magnoliopsida; Fabales; Fabaceae
Exons: 2
Coding region: 137-718 (193 amino acids)
Source: RefSeq, a predicted model, not a curated record